Fusarium sp. VM40 is the source of this 921-nucleotide messenger RNA. Lineage: Eukaryota; Fungi; Ascomycota; Sordariomycetes; Hypocreales; Nectriaceae. The record is from the annotation of a GenBank genome assembly.
AUGAAAUUCCAACUUGCUCCAGUUCUCGCCUUUGCAUCGUCCGGCCUUGCGCAGGUCGCGGCUAAUCCUCCUGAUGGAAAACAUUAUUCCCCUAUUCCACUCAACACGUUAUCCAAGAACUCGACGUCCGUCAACGUGGCGCCUUAUCAGUCCAACACAUCGAUGUACUAUCUCGGCUACCAGGACGAAGACUGGUCUCGACCGUUCGUCAAGUACUGGAAACCUGCUGUGAAGCAGAUUUCGGAUGAGGUCCAGAAAGGCAUCACUGAAAGUCCGCAUACCAGUAAAUUGGUUUUCAACCCUCAAGAGGCGCCUCAUUAUUUCACUCAGCCAGGAUACUUGCAGUUAGAGAAUGGCUGGGCCUUGAGCGACGAUAAUAAGCUCAUGAUUGCCAUUCGUACGGAUAUGGGCAAUGUUACGGGAGACAUGUAUGACUGGUGGUUUGGGUGGCACCUGGUUGACCCUCAAAGAUACAAGUUGUGGUAUCCACUCGCUCAUCAAUAUGCUUACCGAGUCCCGAACGCGAUCAACUGGAAGGACAAGACCUUACCUGAGCGUUACAUCGGAUCGUACUCCUGGAUAGACGAGUUCAUCGGUAAUUUUGCCACUAAACUGACCGUUAACUUCGUGGAUCCUGAGUCUCUCGGGUUCAACACUAGCGCCUUUGAGUCGCAGGGCAUCGAGACUAUUGUUACUGCUCAUAUUUCUAGUGGGCACACCACCAACGUCACUGGUAACUCCUACCUCAUGCAUCAGAUCCGUCGCAAGGAGGAUGGACAGCGAGAACUGCGAUCUCGAUUCUUCCUUGACGUCUUUUCGGAUACCCAAGGUCAUGAUCUUGGCGUUCAUUGUGCUAUUGAGAUGUCACACUUGGCCACAUUUCUGCCUCAGAUAUAUGCUGAGUUCAAAGAUACAGUUUGA